UGCAUAUGGUUUCUUAGGCUUUUUGCCUGUCACGCCUUCUUUUAGUAUCUGAACACUUUACACAUUUCACAUUUCUGACGUUUCCAUAAAAGGGUCGGAAGUAAAGGCGGAAACACGUAUUUAUGUUGUGAAAUGUUAUUGGCUGCUGCCGGCUCGUUUUGAAAAAGUCCUCCGAUUAGAGGCGGAGGGAAAGUUCAAAAUUGUAGGAACAGGGACGGUAAAACACCAACCACGUACAAUGAACAGACAAGGGAAGGGUAAAACCCCCCGCAGGCCUCCUAAAAAGCCUUCCAGCAACCAAAAAGACCCGGUUGGGGUGUACUGCCGUGUACGACCUCUGGGUGUGGAGGACGAGGAGUGCUGCAUUGAGGUAAUCAGCAGCACCACCAUCCAGCUGCACGCGCCUGAAGGUUUCAAAACAAACCGCAAUGGAGAGUAUAAAGAGACACAAUAUUCCUUCAAAAAAGUAUUUGGAGUGUCAAUAUCUCAGAUGGAGCUAUUUGAGCAUGUGGCCAAACCUCUUGUUGAUGACCUCAUUCAUGGAAAAAAUGGUCUGCUCUUCACGUACGGGGUGACAGGAAGUGGAAAGACAUUCACUAUGACUGGCUCUCCCGGCCAGGGUGGACUUCUACCUCGCUCUCUUGACAUGAUCUUCAACAGUAUAGGACCCUACCAGGCCAAAAGAUAUGUUUUCAAGGCUGAUGACAAAAACGGUAUGGAGGUCCAGAAUGAAGUUGAUGCUUUGCUGGAGCGCCAAAGGCGGGAAAACAACUCAUCUGUUUCUAAAUCAUCAUCAGCACCCUCCUCCAGACAAAAGCUUGAUCCUGAAAUUGCUGACAUGAUUAAGUCUGAGGAGGCGUAUAAAACCGAAGGUGUAGAUGAGGACAGCAGCUACAGUGUCUUCGUCUCCUACAUAGAAAUCUACAACAACUACAUCUAUGACCUUCUGGAGGAAAAUCAAGAGGAUGCAAUCAAACCAAAGUGGAAUGGUGGAGGCACACCUGUGCGCCAGAACACUGAGUUCAUACCGCCUCAAUCUAAAACCCUCAGAGAGGAUCAGAACCACAACAUGUAUGUGGCUGGUUGUAUGGAAGUCGAAGUCAAGUCUGCUGAGGAGGCAUUUCAAGUGUUCUGGAGAGGUCAGAAGAAGAGGAAAGUUGCAAACACCCGCCUGAACAGAGAGUCCAGUCGCUCCCACAGUGUGCUCAUUGUUAAAUUGGCUCAGGCUCCUUUGGAUGCAGAUGGCGACAACAUUCUCCAGGAUAAAAACCAGGUGACUGUUAGUCAGCUGUGCCUGGUGGACUUGGCAGGAAGUGAGCGCACCGGUAGGACAGGGGCAGAAGGCACCCGUAUACGUGAAGCAGGUAACAUCAAUCAGUCUCUGCUGAAUCUGCGGACGUGCAUCGAGAUACUUCGAGAGAACCAGAUCUGUGGCACAAACAGGAUGGUCCCCUACAGAGACUCUAAAGUAACCCAUUUGUUCAAGAACUACUUUGACGGAGAGGGGAAAGUGAGAAUGGUUGUCUGCGUCAAUCCCAAGGCUGAUGACUAUGAGGAAACAUUGCUGGUGAUGCGUUUUGCGGAGAUGACCCAGGAGGUGGAAGUGGCUCGGCCAGUAGACAGGCCAAUAUGUGGAUUCACCCCGGGCCGUCGCCAUAGAAACCAGGCAUUUAAAGAGGAACUGUCUCGCAAGCUGGACGAGCGUGGUGGUCCGAUAGACGGAGAUGGGCACUCUGUUAUAAACUCAAUUGCACACUGCCUCCCGGCUCUACCCUCCUCCGAGCUGACCGACCCAAACGAUGACAUCACCCUGCCCAGGCUGAUCGAAGCUCUGCGCAACAGACACAGGAUCAGGCAGAUGAUGAUUGAUGACUACAACAAUGCAGCCAACAGGAUGAAGUCCAUGCUUCAGGAACUGGACAACAACCUCAUUUCUAAAGAAAAUUUAAUUCAUGAACAAAAUAGCAAACUGGUUGAGAAGGACAAAAUCAUCCAGAAUAACAAGGCAGUUAUUGAGCGAUUGGAAAAUAGAACCAAGACGCAAGAACACAAGAUUGACAUCCUGCAGAAAACUACUAAAAUCUAUGAGGACGACCAGCGUACACUGAAGUACGAACUGGAAACCAGAGAGCAGAGGCUGCAGAGGGAGCAGUCUGACAAGAGGCGCUUGGAACAGCGCAUGCAAGGCAUGGUCACAGACACCCAGUACAAGUGGGAGAAAGAAUGUGACCGACGUGUGAAUGCAAUGCAGCUGGAAAUGCAAAACAAGCUCUGGGUGAAAGACGAGAAGCUGAAGCAGCUUAAGGCCAUUGUGACGGAGAGCAAGACUCCUGGUCGUCCUGAUCCUCCACCACGUCAGACGCAACGUCAACCUCGGAGUCAGACUCCGCGUCAGCCUCAGACGCAGCCUCAGACGCAGCCUCAGACGCAGCCUCAGACGCAGCCUCAGUGGCCUUCCAGAGAGGAACGCCUCCCUGCAAAGAGAUCGGCCUCGCCCUCACCUGUCCCUUGGCCUGUUGAUUCUCCCCAUGUCAGGCCAGGGCCAGUCAGUGCCACUAGAGUUGAGGAGGUUGAGAUGAACCCAAGGCCAUCCUGCCCCGUCCCCAGCACCAGUAACUCUUUGUCUGUGGCUAACUGCGUCUCACCUUGGGACCAUCAGGUGGCCCAGGACAGCAGGCAGGGUUACCAUUCCCCUAGUACAUCCACAAGAACCCAGUCCCCAGCUAGCUCCUCAGCCAGCCGGGCCAGGAGGAGAGCUGUGUGUUGGGCUGGAGGGGAAGAAGAGGACAACUCUCCUACAGUUGAUCUAGACAUAAUUGAGAGAAGCUACAGGACCACGACGCCAGUGCGACCGCUGCACCGUCGCUCCCGCUCCGCUGGCGGGGAGAAAUGGGUGGACCACAAGCCCUCCUCCAGCUUGGACUUGGGUACAGUUUUGCAGCCUGUCAUUCCCAAUUCCAUCCAGGUGUCUACACCGAGUGAGAAGGCCCUGUCAAAGUGUGAUAGAUACGUGUUAACGCACCAGGAGGUUGCCUCUGAUGGCGAGAUCCAGACCCAACUUAUUAAGGGGGAGGUGAUUAAAACCAGAGGAGGAGGACAGGCUGUCCAGUUCACUGACAUCGAAACAUUGAAACAAGAGCUCACCAAAGUCCCAAGGCGCAAAAGAAAAUCUUCGGAAGGCACACCUGCCAAUGGAGACAACACAGAUGGAGCUUGGACUGAUGUGGAGACAAGGUGUUCUGCGGCGGUGGAGAUGAGGGCUGGAUCAAACCUGGGUCCUGGCUAUGAGCAUCACGCGAUUACCAAGCGCAGAAAACCCUAAAAAGCAGCUGACAGCUGCUCCAGUGAUCACUCCCCUCACCUGGCUGUUGUGCAAUAGUCUGAACUUUUUUUAUAUUUAGCUCUAGUGACCAUAUUUAAACAUUUUCCAAGCUUUUAUAUAUGCAGUGUAUAUACUUGUCACCAAAGCUGUUUUGUAAAAAUAUUUUAUGUUGUAUUUGAACCAAUAGAAGGCAAGUGUUAUGUAAGUCAGUAAUGGAUGGUGGCACAUAUUACUGUGGCGCUGCUGCUGAAAAGAGUCUGUUUGCACAUUUGUGUGUAACCUAGUCACAUCUGUUGCUUGGCACAAGAGAAGUCAUUAUGAAGCUUCCACAAUGUUGAUUUGUCUGCUACAUACUGUUCCUGUCUCUUAAAUGGCGAAUUAUAGUUUGAAUUUUUGAAUUUCUGUUUUUAUAAAAUUCUGCCACUGAUGGAACUAAAUGCUUCUGUCUUCACUGUACACUAAGGAUUAAAAUUCCUUUGAUGGACCA
Messenger RNA from Etheostoma spectabile (orangethroat darter), 3809 nucleotides. RefSeq names its product kinesin family member 23 (gene kif23). The coding region runs from base 239 to 3322 and encodes 1027 amino acids. Gene Ontology annotation, cellular component: microtubule; kinesin complex; nucleus. The record is from RefSeq and is a predicted model, not a curated record. The transcript is spliced from 24 exons. Lineage: Eukaryota; Metazoa; Chordata; Actinopteri; Perciformes; Percidae. Gene Ontology annotation, molecular function: ATP hydrolysis activity; ATP binding; microtubule binding. Gene Ontology annotation, biological process: mitotic spindle midzone assembly; microtubule-based movement.